Molecule: messenger RNA, 1700 nt
Organism: Girardinichthys multiradiatus
Lineage: Eukaryota; Metazoa; Chordata; Actinopteri; Cyprinodontiformes; Goodeidae
Product: malate dehydrogenase, cytoplasmic-like
Exons: 9
Coding region: 344-1396 (350 amino acids)
Biological process (GO): oxaloacetate metabolic process; malate metabolic process; tricarboxylic acid cycle
Cellular component (GO): cytosol; mitochondrion
Molecular function (GO): L-malate dehydrogenase (NAD+) activity
Source: RefSeq, a predicted model, not a curated record
ACACCUGCGCCACGCAUGAAACACUUCAUCGCGUCCUGGUCAGCGGCUAUUUGUGGACUCAAAUCUUAUUAAGCGACUAGACUGGCUGCGGCGCUUUGGGACUGUGUAUAUGUAGGCUCCAAGUAGGGGUUGAGGUGUGAGUUGGAGACGCUCGUAAGAGACGCAAGAAGGCGUGAAAGUCGGACUGCAGCGCGGUUACAGUCGCCUCGAGGUAUCCUGUCGCACCUUCCUCUUUUAGCCUGUAUCCCAUUUACUCUGCAGUCUUUCUGUUGGGUCAAGACGCCAUUUUUUCUUUCUGAGGACGCUAGUUAUUUUCUGAAGGCAACACAACAGCGGCGGGACCAUGCUGACACUGCUGACGUCCAUGUAUCUUGUGGUGCGGGCUGUUUCCCACCAGGCUGAACCAAUCCGUGUUGUGGUGACUGGUGCUGCUGGCCAGAUUGCAUACUCCCUGCUGUACAGCAUCGCAAAGGGAGAUGUGUUUGGGAAGGACCAGCCAAUCAUCCUGAUCCUGCUGGAUAUCCCCCCGAUGCUGCCCGUGCUGGAUGGGGUGGUCAUGGAGCUGCAGGACUGUGCUCUCCCACUGCUGAGAGAGGUCAUCCCCACUGACAAGGUGGAGGUGGGCUUCAAGGACAUCGAUGCCGCCAUCCUGGUGGGCUCCAUGCCCAGGAAGGAGGGGAUGGAGAGAAAGGACCUCCUUAAAGCAAAUGUGGCAAUCUUCAAGACACAGGGAGCUGCUUUGGACAAGUAUGCCAAGAAGACCGUAAAGGUCUUGGUGGUUGGAAACCCUGCAAACACAAACUGUCUGAUUGCCUCCAAGUCUGCUCCAUCUAUCCCCAAAGAAAACUUCUCCUGUCUGACCCGACUGGACCACAACAGAGCAUGCUCCCAGGUGGCCAUGCGUUGCGGCGUGUCCUCCAACAACGUGAAGAACGUCAUCAUCUGGGGGAACCACUCCUCCACUCAGUACCCUGAUGUCCAUCAUGCCAAGGUAAACGUCGGCGGCGCUGAGAAGGCUGCGUAUGACGCUGUGAAGAAUGACGCCUGGCUCAGAGGAGACUUCAUCUCUACGGUGCAGCAGAGAGGUGCCGCCGUCAUCAAGGCCAGGAAGCUGUCCAGCGCCAUGUCAGCUGCCAAGGCCAUCUGUGACCACAUGAGGGACAUCUGGUUUGGCACGAAGGAGGGUGAGUUCAUCUCCAUGGGUGUGUAUGCUACUGGAAACUCCUAUGGCAUCCCAGAAGACCUCAUUUACUCCUUCCCUAUCCAGAUCAAGAACAAGACCUGGAAAAUAGUGGAUGGGCUCCCCAUCAAUGACUUCUCCCGAGCCAAGAUGGAUGCCACAGCAGCUGAGCUGGUGGAGGAGCGAGACACAGCCCUAGACUUCCUGUCCCAGUGACUAUCGCCGUCUGCUGACCAACAGCAGCUCGUAAACCCUCCAAAAGCUGGCUGUUCUCGGCUCUGAGGAUGUCCUCCACUGUUAUGCCAUCUGAGCUGGAGUCUUUGUGUCACCUCUGAGUGUACAUGUGGGUGUGUGUGCGCUCGUGUAACUUGGCCCCUUCAUCAGGUUUCCAGAAAACCUGUUAUAACCUCCACAACCUGGCCUCCUCUGUGUGCAAGACACCUAGAGAAUGUCUGUUAGUAGAUGAAAGCACAGAAACUGUAACAAACCAUCCUCUCUUCAAUAAAACUAAGAAAUCUGA